Mauremys reevesii (Reeves's turtle) is the source of this 527-nucleotide messenger RNA. It is a transcript of the gene RPL36, whose product is annotated as ribosomal protein L36. Gene Ontology annotation, molecular function: structural constituent of ribosome. Gene Ontology annotation, cellular component: ribosome; cytosolic large ribosomal subunit. Gene Ontology annotation, biological process: cytoplasmic translation. The transcript has 4 exons. Lineage: Eukaryota; Metazoa; Chordata; Testudines; Geoemydidae. The record is from RefSeq and is a predicted model, not a curated record. Bases 164 to 481 code for a protein of 105 amino acids.
UGGUCACAAGGCGAGGUAGAGAGAGCCCCUGAGCAGCCCCUCCCCCCAGCGCUGUGUCCCUCUCCUCAGCCUAGGAGGACCGGAAGGAAAGCUUGCUAUCCCAGAGAUCCGCGCGGCCUCACUCCUUCUCCUUCCGGUGUGGCGCGUUCGGCUCGGGGCAGACAUGGCGAUCCGCUACCCCAUGGCCGUCGGGCUCAGUAAGGGCCACAAGGUGACGAAGAACGUGUCGAAGCCCCGGCAGUGCCGCCGCAGAGGGCGCCUGACCAAACACACUAAGUUUGUGCGAGACAUGAUCAGAGAGGUCUGUGGCUUUGCCCCCUAUGAGAAACGUGCUAUGGAAUUGCUGAAAGUUUCCAAGGACAAACGUGCGCUGAAGUUCAUAAAGAAAAGGGUUGGUACUCACAUUCGGGCCAAGCGAAAACGUGAAGAGCUCAGCAAUGUUCUGGCAGCCAUGAGGAAGGCUGCUGCCAAGAAGGAUUAAGCUGCAAAAACUCUUGUAACUCAUUAAAGUGUGUUCAGAGAAUCCA